This is a messenger RNA of Paramuricea clavata, 3511 nucleotides long. The record is from the annotation of a GenBank genome assembly. Lineage: Eukaryota; Metazoa; Cnidaria; Anthozoa; Malacalcyonacea; Plexauridae.
AUGAAACAAACAGACUCCAAGGAAUGGUGGAAAAAAGUAAAGGGUUUAAGUGGAAUGGCAUCUACUAGAUCUAGUGAUAUUAGAAAUAUAAUAGAUAUUGAAAACCUCGAACAAUUAUCUGAGCAAGAAUUAGCUAACAAGAUCAAUGAAGCUUUCUUGGAUCCCUUAUCUGUAUAUAAACUGCCCAGCCCCCUUCUUCCUUUCGAGCUAGAAGUUAACAACCCUGAGUUUUUAGUAGUCACUGAAGAAACAGUGUAUUCAUAUUUAUCAAAGCUGAACCCUACAAAAACUUGUGGUCCUGAUGAAAUAUCAAAUUGGCUUCUUCGUGAUUAUGCAGCUAUAAUAUUAGCGUUCCCAAUUAGUACCAUCUUAAAUGCUUCCUUCAAGCAACAACGACUUCCAUCGAUGUGGAAACUAGCCAAUGUUUUACCUAUACCUAAAUCUAAGUCAGUUCAAAUCUUAGAAAAAGAUCUCAGACUUAUAUCACUGACCCCGAGCAUAUCCAAAGUAGCUGAAGAAUGUGUGGUAAAUAGAUAUAUCAAACCUGCGGUUCUGAAAUCCAUCGACUCAAAUCAAUUUGGUUCUAUUCCUAAUUCUUCAACCACUUUUGCUUUAAUAGACAUGUUACAUCACUGGACCUCAAUGCUGGACGGAACAGGAGCAACUAUCCGAGUGUUUCUAUUUGACUAUAAAAAGGCAUUCGAUUUCAUCGAUCAUAGUAUCCUAAGGAUCAAGUUAGGUGCUUUAGAUUUACCAACUAUAUAUAUAGUAUCAUCAACUGGAUUAUCGACUUUUUAUCGGAUAGAUAUCAAAGGGUUAAGCUGUCAAAUAGUUGCCUUUCUGAAUGGGACCAAGUACCGGCUGGUGUUCCUCAAGGAACCAAAUUAGGCCCUUGGCUCUUCUUAAUAAUGAUUAAUGAUUUGAAGAAACAUAGUGAGAACUUAUGGAAAUACGUUGACGAUACUACGGCGUCGGAAGUCGUAUUGCAAGGCGAGCACAGUGAAGCUCAACUGAUUGCAAAUGAAAUUUUAGAUUGGUCCAAUAUCAAUAGAAUGCAAUUAAAUGCUGAUAAAUGUAAGGAGAUACGAAUUUCUUUUCCACGGAAUCAACCCGAGCUUAACCCAAUUUCAAUUGAGAAUCAAAUCAUAGAAGUUGUAUCCGAUUUUAAAGUGCUUGGUCUUAACAUUAGCAACAACCUUACGUAGAAUAAACAUAUCACUGAAUUAGUCAAGAAAGCCUCCAAAAGGAUAUAUUUCCUUAUUCAACUUAAGAGAGCAAAAAUCCCAAUUCAAGAACUAAUCACAUUUUACAUAACCUGCAUAAGAUCUGUGUUGGACUAUGCUGUCCCGGUUUUCCACUACAGCCUACCCAAGUAUUUAAGUCAAGAUUUGGAACGAGUCCAGAAACGCGUAUUUGGAAUUAUUUAUCCCCAUUUGAAAUAUGAGGAAGAUUUAAAUCUCAGUGGAAGUGAACAUCUUUCCACUCACCAUCAAAACGGUUGCAAGAAAUUGUUUAAUGCAAUUAUCAAAUAUUCUAAUCACAGUCUACAUUACCUCUUGCCGCCAAGGCAUAACUCCAUCCACGACCUAAGAUCUAUUAGAUCUUUUGACGUUCCAGUUUGUAAAACCAAUCGGUUUAGUAAUAGUUUUAUUAUGGCAUCGAUUAGCAAAACUGAAUAGGUUUUACUCUUCAUUUACCUAUUUUAUAUUCUUAAUAACUUUUGCAUGCUUAUUAUAAACAGACACUUUUAACAAUUUAGUUAAUUAAUUAUAAUACUUUGAUAUAUUUCAAAACUCUAAUUUUUAAUAAUUUUUAAUUGUAAGUAUAAUACGCAAUUCAGCUCAUGGCUGCAAUGUAUUUACCAUUUUUAAAUAAAUAAAGUAUAAAUAAAUAAAGUAUAAAUAAGUCGCAGUCACAGCGUUGUACCUCAAUUACUGGAGGGGACUUAAAUAUUGCAGGAAUCGUAUCUACGAGCGUGACCUUUUCACGUUCUAAACAUAACUAUCAUAGUUCUUUUCUUGUUAGUAGUAAUACACCGUAUGAUUGUGUUUUGGUAUGGGACUUUAUUACGCAGUAUAAAUUAAGUGUUCAAGGGGAUUUCUUGGGAGGGCGAAGUCGUUAUCAGUUAGUGGGGACCUAUGGGAAAAUCCCAAUACAUGCGGAGCAUCCAGCAAUGAAGGUGCAAUCGAACGGAGUUGUGAUUACAGAGGCCAAAUCACGCGUUGUUUCCCCCAACGAAGCGAAGAAAACCAAUGCGGUACUUGUGCAAUCUCAGUUGAAAGGUGUCAAUAAAGUAAUUCUGUCGGAAGGAGUGGCAAUUCCGGCUCGAUCGGAAAUGGUAAUUGAAGGUAAGAUACAGGCGAAAGAUAUUUCACAGGUUGACAUGAUAUCAGCUAGUCAGGCAGAUAGUGUUAGACACUUACAAGGAUUACAUGUAGCUCAUUUAGUUGUCACCCCUGUUGGUAAAACCGUACCAGUCCGAAUAGCUAAUACUACAACGGAAUUUUGUCCCAUACUUGAGCAGGAAGCCGUUGCCAACAAUAAAUUUCCGGUUAAUUGUAAUGCCGUGCAAGCAGAUAAUCUUGGGCAGAAAAUCGAUUCCCGUUUAGAUGCGGGUUUAAGUAACUCCGAAAAACAACAAGUAAAACAAGUAUUAGGCGAGUUUAAAGAACUAUUUAGCGACACAAUUGGCCAAACCAACAUUGCACAUCAUAAAAUUGACACCGGUGAUAACCCGCCGAUUAGGCAACGUGCCAGGCGAAUGCCAUAUGCAUUUCGCGAAGAAUCUAACAAGCAAAUUGAAGACAUGUUAGGUAAGGGAAUAAUCAGUCCUAAUACCAGCCCAUGGGCUAGCCCAAUUGUCUUGGUUCGCAAAAAGUCAGGCGAAUUACGUUUUUGUAUUGAUUACCAUAGACUUAACCAGAUUACACGCAAUGACGCACAUCCUCUGCCAAGGGUUGACGAUUUACUUGACUCGGUUGGGAAUGCGAAGUAUUUUACCACACUAGGCCUCAAAAGCGGCUACUGGCAAAUUCCCGUUCACCCUGAUGACCGUGAAAAAACUGCCUUUGUCACGCAUGGCGGCUUAUAUGAAUUUAAUCGUAUGCCUUUUGGCUUAGUAAACGCGCCUGCAACAUUCAAACGAGCAAUGGAACUAGCUUUAGCUGGCCUUACAUAUAGUAUUUGUCUUUGCUACUUAGAUGACAUAAUUAUCUUUAGUAACAGUAUUACUGAACAUUGUAACCGAUUAAAAGCGGUCUUAACUCGCUUCCGGCAGCAUGAUUUGCGCUUAAAUUUAGCAAAAUGUACUUUCGCAGCUAAAGAGGUUCACUAUUUAGGACAUAUGAUAUCCGAAGACGGAGUUAGCCAGCUCUCGUCAAAAAUUGAAGCAAUAAAACAGAUUCCUGUACCAAAGACAGUGAAGGAAGUCCAAAAUUUUUUAGGGUUGUCAGGAUACUACCGCCGUUUUAUUAAGGAUUAUAUAUGCAACGAUUUCGGCGCCUCUCACUAA